AUGGACACCGAAAACCACAACACUUCCAGCAGUAGUGAUUGUGUCCACAACAAGGAGAUUAGUUCACAACUUGUUGGAAUCAACACCAAUGAUCUUGUUAGUCAACCACAACCAACCACGACAACAGCCACAGACACUUCCAAUUGUUUCCUGACAGUCCAUCCUUCUUCUGUCCACCAGCAUCAUUCAAGCUCUUCAUGUUCGAGCCCAUCCUCUACCAUGCAACUCAUAGAACGACCUCUCAGCAUUAAAAGUGACGACCAUGAUGACAUCUCUUCAUGUUGGUCCACUCCACAACAGUGUUCGAACACUGAUAAUGUUCAAACGGAAAACUCAUCUUCAGAGAAACAUGCUCAAUUUGAUAAAUCUCCAACCAAUCAGGUGAUUGAAAUUAAUAUUCCUUCUGUUUCCGCAGGCCUUGCAUUGCAUACCUCUCCACAAAAUCUACUUGCUCGUAAGGGAACAGGAGGAAUCGAUAAGAGCAGUCAACUGUCAUCGGUGGGAGGAAAAUCACCUUCAAGAACCACACAUUCUCAUGGAUCCAAGGCCGAUGGAGAGGGUUUCAAACUUUACACGUGCUGUGGAGUGAUUGAAUUUUCAUGGAUCAAGACUUUGAAUCUAUUUUCCUUAUUUGUCAAUUUAGUGGCCUUUCUUACAUUGGGUGCUUUGAUCAUUGCCAGUUACAGUGGUUCUGCUGCCUUCAAUGAAUUGUUGAACGGCAUGGAUGCAGACACAACCUUUUAUCGUAACAUGUUGAUUGCCAGUGCUCGUUCAUGUGCCUUUUCGAAUCAAAGUUAUGCCAUUGCUUAUAAUUAUUCCAUCAUUUACAACAAUUAUCGUGACAAGUUUAUUACCAGUAUUACAGAAGUGUUGAAUGUCGUUCCACCUCAAUUGCAAUAUCACAUUCCAAGAAAUUUGACCAUUUACGAUUUGAGAACAUUCAAGGCCUCUGUUCUUGAAAGUCAAGUCAUUAGUCUCUCUUUGAACGGAAGUUUCCUUAAUGCCAUGUCCAUUAUUGAAAGUGAUCUUUACAAGUACUAUCUCGAUGGUUAUGAAAUUGAAUAUCAACCUCUUUUGGAUUAUUACAAUCAUAAGGAAGUGGAACGAAAGAAUUUUUCAAUUGUUAUGACCACACUUUCUCUCAUUGUGAUUUGUGUGUCGAUUGCUGUGGUGAUUCCAGUAGUGAUUGCAUCCAUUGCUUUCUCAUUGAAACGUGAUUCAUCCAACACUAAAAAGAUUAAGCAAAUGAGAGCCAAUCUGUUACAAGAUACCAUGAAGGAUGAAAAGAUGAGAGAAUUAUUCAGAGCUCAUUGUGCGUCAGAGUUUUCAUUGGAGAAUUUCAUGCUCUUGGAUAAAAUCACUGAUUACAAGAAUAACAGUGAAAAGAGUUUCCAAAUUCAGGAAUAUUUGUAUGACAAUGAUUCCAAGAAUGAUGAAACUUCUUCCACAGUGGCUUCUUCUUCACAACAAGAACCACCAAAAAAGAAAAAGACAAAAAAAGGUUUCACAGAGAAGGAUUUGCUUCAAAUCGAAAAGAAAAAGUUUGAAAUUGCAUUUGAAAUUUAUAGCGAAUUCUUGGAUGUGAAUGGAGAACAUUCGGUAAACAUUAACAAACAAAUGGCAGAGUCUGUGAAGGAACAGUUGGACUUUUAUGCAACAGGUCAAUCUGAACAUUUGCCAGAUCAAUUAUUUGAUUCCAUUUUCUCAGAGAUUUGCAUUCUCAUGUUGGAUUCCCAUCAAAGAUUUAUUGCACAACAAGAAGCAAAUCGAAUUGCAAAGAAAGAAGCAAUGAAGACUAAAAAAUCAAGAAAAUAA
Naegleria fowleri is the source of this 1815-nucleotide messenger RNA. RefSeq lists its product as uncharacterized. Lineage: Eukaryota; Heterolobosea; Eutetramitea; Acrasida; Naegleriidae. The transcript has a single exon. The coding region runs from base 1 to 1815 and encodes 604 amino acids. The record is from RefSeq and is a predicted model, not a curated record.